AGAGAAUAGUAUAAAACACAAAGCCGUAACCUUGGAAGGCUAAAACCAUCGCUAUUUCACUCGUCCCUUCCUCUCCACCGGUGCUAUGCACAACCACCGGUAGUUCCUCCGUCCACUGAAUCGUCGCCGCCGCUUCUCUGAAAGCUUAAACACAACCUUCACCAAGAUUUGUGAAAGAUACACGCCAAGGAAGGGGAAAUUGAUGUCAAUUUUAUAGGAUAAUCAAGGAUUUUAUUACCAUAGACUGCUGAUUUUCUGAAGUUGGAUUUUACGAACUCGUAAAAUGGAAUAUUUUCUGACUGUAGAAGGCAAGAAGAACUGUAUCGAUCCGAAGAUUACCUCUAUUGAUUUGUACUUCCGAUGUAAUGACUGUCGACGCGUCUUUUCUGAAAAAGUCAAAAUGGAAGACCCUUUAAGAUUUGAUUUGGUACAUAAAUGUGACUGCGAAAAUCUAUUUACAAUGACAGAAAUACAUCGAGUCGAUCAAAAUUCAAAGGAACAAUACUUUACUUUUGAAGGGAAUUUCAGCAUAUCCAAAAAAUGCCUUACUGAUGCUGAUGUCAGUUAUCAUGGGAAAGUGUUUGGGCAUAAGGUGCCUAUUGACACCACCAGGAACGGUCGUUGGGUUAUGGCGCUGCAAGACUAUAAUGAUAUCGCCCCAGUUUUUAAGUAUGAGAAAAGAAAUGUUGGAACACAACAUGAGAGGGCUUCUUCCUCAGAUGAAGACAACGAUGAACGAGCGAAGAAUGAAAUGAGUUUACCCGACCAAAUUAACUGUAGACUUGUCAAAAUAGUUGAAGAAAAAGAGAAAGAAGUGGUUGUGAUUUUUUUGUCAGGAGCUGGUGAAAACUCUUCAGGGGAUUUUUUUGUCUAA
This is a messenger RNA of Lactuca virosa, 874 nucleotides long. NCBI's taxonomy places the organism in Eukaryota, Viridiplantae, Streptophyta, Magnoliopsida, Asterales, Asteraceae. The record is from the annotation of a GenBank genome assembly.